Filobasidium floriforme is the source of this 1354-nucleotide messenger RNA. Its product is annotated as GHMP kinase. NCBI's taxonomy places the organism in Eukaryota, Fungi, Basidiomycota, Tremellomycetes, Filobasidiales, Filobasidiaceae. The record is from RefSeq and is a predicted model, not a curated record. The coding region runs from base 77 to 1273 and encodes 398 amino acids. Gene Ontology annotation, biological process: isoprenoid biosynthetic process; isopentenyl diphosphate biosynthetic process, mevalonate pathway. Gene Ontology annotation, molecular function: ATP binding; diphosphomevalonate decarboxylase activity. The transcript has 3 exons. Gene Ontology annotation, cellular component: cytosol.
CCCAUACCAUCCUCGACCAUCUAUUACCAUUCAUACAUCGGUAUCGUACACGCCAGUCUUCGACAAAGCUCUCAGAAUGGCCACCUACCAAGCUACCGCUUCGGCGCCCGUCAACAUUGCCUGUAUCAAAUACUGGGGCAAGCGUAACACCAAGCUGAUCCUCCCUACCAACUCUUCCCUCUCGGUCACCCUCGACCAGGAUCACCUCCGAUCGACAACCUCUUCCCGAGCCGACGCUUCAUUCGAAAAAGAUCGACUCUGGUUGAACGGCAAGGAGGAAGAGAUCGAGCGAGAUGGAAGGUUGUGGGUUUGCAUCGAUGCGUUGAGGAAGUGGAGGCAGGAGAUGGAACAGGCGGAUUCUGGCUUGGACAAGAUCUCGGCCUACCACGUCCACUUCGCCUCGCAUAACAACUUUCCCACCGCGGCCGGUCUCGCCUCGUCCGCUUCCGGUCUAGCCGCCCUCGUCGCCUCACUCUCUCACCUCUACUCCCUCCCUCAGACUCCUUCUCAACUCUCCCUCGUUGCCCGUCAAGGUUCCGGAUCCGCCUGUCGGUCCCUCUUUGGAGGGUACGUCGCUUGGCGUAUGGGAGAGAAAGAGGACGGCUCGGACUCUUUGGCCGAAGAGGUCGCUUCUAGGGAACAUUGGCCGGAGAUGCACGCUUUGAUCUGUGUAGUCAGCGACGCGAAGAAGGGAACCUCCUCGACUUCGGGGAUGCAAAGGACGGUGCAGACCUCGCCAUUGUUGCAGCACCGGAUCAAAGAGGUCGUCCCCGGUCGGAUGGACGACAUCUCCAAGGCGAUCAGAGAGAAAGAUUUCGAAUCGUUCGCCAAGAUCACGAUGAGGGAUUCCAACUCGUUCCACGCCGUCUGCCUUGACACGGAACCUCCCAUCUUUUACCUGAACGACGUCUCGCGUAGCGUCAUUGCGGUCGUCGAGGAGCUCAACAGGGCCGCAGGGAAGCCCAUCGCCGCGUACACUUUCGACGCCGGUCCAAACGCUGUCAUCUACACGUUGGAGGAGAACAUGCCCAAGGUGUUGAACCUGAUCAACAGGUUCUUCCCGCAAGAGGCUUCGUUCGCCAACCCGUUCAAGAUGGACUGGCAGUCGGCCCAGGUCCCGGAAGGGUUCAACACCAAGGUUGUCCCUGAGGGUGGAUGGGAAAAGGGAGCCGUCAAGAGCUUGAUUCAUACCAGGGUCGGAGAUGGACCUCGAAAGUUGGACGAUGGCGAGAGCUUGUUGAAUGAGGAUGGGAUGCCUAAGACCCUCAACUAGGGUCGGAAAGAUGGGUCGCGAGCGUAUAAACAUUAGGGUAGAGGGACGUCUUCAAUAUGCAUAUUUCCAUUAUAAGGCGAU